GUUAUUUGGUGACUCUGCACGUCCUGCGGCUGGGAUCAGCUGACUUCAGUGUGGUGGGACCAGGCCACCCUCUCCGUGUCGCCGUGGGGCGGUACAUUGUGCUGCCAUGUCACUUGUCCCCCGGCAUGGAUGCUCGGAGCUUGGACAUCAGGUGGAUCCGGCAUCAUGUCUCUGAAACGGUGCACCACUACCGAAAUGGAGAGGACCUGUACGGGGACCAGAUGGAGGAAUAUGUUGGGAGGACAGAGUUGGUCAGGGAUGGUCUCCCCAGUGGACGCCUGGACUUGCGAAUCUCUGGGUUGAGACCCUCUGACGAUGGUUAUUACGUCUGCACUGCGACAGAUGGUGCCUCUUAUAGACAAGCUAUGGUGGAUCUGGAGGUGUCAGCCACAGGCUCUGUCCCUCAGCUCUCCCUGGAAGCUUACGAGGACGGAGGCAUCCGGGUGGUGUGUCAAUCGGCCGGCUGGUACCCACAACCGGAGGUGCUGUGGAAAGAUCCUGAUGGGCAGCGUCUCCCCUCGGUCUCCCAGAGACAUUCCUCGGAUGAGAGGGGCCUGUUUGACAUCGAAGGCGUCAUCGUUGUGACCGCUGGGAACAGAGAUGGGAAAUGGUCCUGCGUGGUCAGGAACAGCCGCCUCAACCAGGAGCAGGAGACGUCCCUGCACAUCUCAGCUCCCUUUUUCCACAAUGCCCAUCCCUGGAUGGUUGGUGUGGGGGUGCUCCUCGUGCUUUCAGCUGUGUUCCUUGGCCUCGGUGCUUAUCUGUGGAGAAGGAAAGUGGUGCAGUCCCGAGAGCUGGAGAAAAGAGAUGUAAAAGUUGGGGAACAAGCUGCACUGCUGGAGGAACGAGAUGCAGCACUGAAGGAACGUGAUGCAGAACUGGGGGAACAAGCUGCACUGCUGGAGGAACGAGAUGCAGCACUGAAGGAACGUGAUGCAGAACUGGGUGAGUCUCCAUGAGCUCUAGCACGGUG
This is a messenger RNA of Grus americana (Whooping crane), 973 nucleotides long. RefSeq names its product butyrophilin subfamily 3 member A2-like. The record is from RefSeq and is a predicted model, not a curated record. The coding region runs from base 126 to 959 and encodes 277 amino acids. The transcript has 12 exons. NCBI's taxonomy places the organism in Eukaryota, Metazoa, Chordata, Aves, Gruiformes, Gruidae.